Messenger RNA from Miscanthus lutarioriparius, 1272 nucleotides. The record is from the annotation of a GenBank genome assembly. NCBI's taxonomy places the organism in Eukaryota, Viridiplantae, Streptophyta, Magnoliopsida, Poales, Poaceae.
AUGGCCAUGGCACCGGAGCCCUUCUUCUUCACUCCGCCGCCCGCGCCGCGGCACCUCGCCGAGCUCCGCAUCGACCCCGCGCACUACGCUGUCGCCUUCUCCGCACCCUGCGCCGCCGACGCGGGGCGCAAGCGCCGCUGCCUCCUCCCGGCCUCCUCCGUGCGCAAGAGGAUGCUGCUCGAGCUGCCCCCCUUCGACCCCGCGCCGAACACACCGUCGCCUCCGCCGACGCCCCCGCCCCCGCCCACCACACCGACGGCGUCGCGCGCCGCGGAGUUCUCGUUCGAGCCGGGACUCCGCCCGCGCCACCCGACCUCCGCGGGGAACAUGUUCGCGUUCGCCGAGAACGCGACAGGGACGCCGGGGGGCUCCUCGGCCAGCAGCGCGGGGAACAUGUUCGCGUUCUUGGCUGCGCCGGAACGGCCCGACACGCCCACAGGUCCCACCUCCAGGGGCGGCUUCGUGUUCGCGGCUUCGCCGGAGGGGCCGCUGACGCCCACCUCCAGGGGCUCCAACACCAGCAGCCUCACGUUCUUGGCUUCGCCGAAGCAGCCGCUGACGCCCAUGGGCUCCACUGCCAGCGGCUGCGAGGCGUCCUUGAUGCCCACCGGCAGCGGCUCAGCCGCGUCCCUCCACUCCGCGAAGACGGCGCGCACGGGCGCCACCGGAAGCGUCGGGUUCGAAUUCUUCCCUUCGUCGGGGCCAGCGUGCGCGAAACUAGGCUCUCCAUCUUCCGCGGUGGACAAGGAGACGACGCUCCCCCCCGUGGGCCUCGGAACGCCGUCGUUCGUCUUCUCGGCGUCGCGGUCGCUGCCUCCGCCGCGGAGUGGGAGCAGGAAGCGGCCGCGGCCCAACCUCCACAUCGAGACGAACCCUCGUCGCAUGUGUCCGCGACACUGGGAGGAAGAUACGCCGCCGCCGCAACAGCAGCAGCUCACCCCGUCGCCGCAGAAGCUCGCCAAGACUAACUCCACCGUCAACCCCGAGGCCUCCCGCUCGUCUAUCAUGUCGGAGCCGUGCUGUGCGUUCUUCGCAUCGCCGGGAAAGGCGGCCAAGCAGGAAGCCAAGAAAGCCUCCAGCGAGGCAUCCCGCUCGCCAGCCGGGUCACGCUGCACGUCGCCGGAGACGAGGACUUCCUCGCCAGAGAAGCCGAGAAAGCCGGAGCAAGAGGUGGAAGUGUCCAGCGCGGUCUGCUCCGGAGCCGAGCUGGUGCUGCGCGUGACCUGCAAGUGCGGCGUCCACAAGGAGUUUAGCUUCGACCACCGUGUCUGA